Molecule: messenger RNA, 1757 nt
Organism: Carassius auratus (goldfish)
Lineage: Eukaryota; Metazoa; Chordata; Actinopteri; Cypriniformes; Cyprinidae
Product: G-protein coupled receptor 12-like
Exons: 2
Coding region: 477-1475 (332 amino acids)
Biological process (GO): G protein-coupled receptor signaling pathway
Cellular component (GO): membrane
Molecular function (GO): G protein-coupled receptor activity
Source: RefSeq, a predicted model, not a curated record
CGCAAAGCGCGGCAGCGGCCGGCGACACUGGGUCCGGUACCGUGAGGAACGACACGACACGAGUGAGACGCGCUCGUCUCUUGUACCUUAUAGUUGGAUUCGUGUUGUCUGAGCGUGUUUUAUGAUUAAUAUUCCGUCCACAGCAUCUCACAGACUCGAUCAUGACUGUUGUGAGGACUCUUGACGUCAGAGGGGAGAAUCAUCGUUGAGGUCCAGCGGGGGGAAUAUCAAGCGAGGCAGCGCUAUCGUCCUACCAACAGUAUUAGCCAUGCUAACCGAGGAGCACCUCGCCUUUCCACGGGACUUAACCCGCCAAAGAUGACUGUUUUACUCAACUACGUGAAACAAAUGGCAUUUUAGUUCUUUUAUGUUGUUCUCCGUCUCUUUCCGGGUCCUCCAUCUCCUCUCGUAUGACAGGCACGGACUGCGCGCGAGCUCGGGGGAGAAAAGGCAUUGCAGCUUCAUGGCACUGAGCUAUGAUUCACUCUCUUGCAGCAACAAUGAGCAACCAACUUCAAAACACCUCUUCCCUCUCCACGGCGGGCACGUGGAAUCUCCUGGAUGUGCGUAACUCAUCACCGGUACGAACGGCAGAGCUGAGGCCGCUUCCCGUUAGCCCAUGGGACAUUGCGCUGUGUGUGACGGGCACGCUCAUCUCCUGCGAGAAUGCAAUCGUGAUCGCCAUCCUGUUCUACACGCCCACCUUGAGAGCCCCCAUGUUUAUUCUGAUAGGGAGCCUCGCAUUUGCUGACCUGCUCGCAGGACUCGGCCUCAUUCUCAACUUCAUCUUCAUCUAUAUGCUGAACAUGGAGUUUGUAACUCUGAUCUCCGUUGGCUUGCUGAUCGCCGCCUUCUCUGCAUCUGUGCUCAACAUCCUGGCCAUCACAGUGGAUCGCUACUUGUCCCUCUACAACGCUCUGACCUAUCACACGGAGCGCAUGGUGACAUUCACCUAUGUCAUGGUGGUUCUCAUUUGGCUCGUGUGCAUCAUCCUGGGCCUACUGCCAGUGCUCGGCUGGAACUGCCUCCGAGAUGAGACCAGCUGCAGUAUCUGCCGGCCAGUCACCAAGAACAAUGCUGUGGUACUCGCUGUGACGUUCUUGCUGGUGUUUGCCCUCAUGAUGCAGCUUUACCUACAGAUCUGUAAGAUUGCCUUCCGCCACGCGCAGCAAAUCGCUGUUCAGCACCAAUUCAUGGCCAUUUCCACCACAAAAGGUGUAUCCACGCUCUCCGUCAUCCUCUGCACCUUUGCUGCAUGUUGGAUGCCUUUCGCCAUGUAUUCGAUUGUGGCAGACUCCCGCUACCCGAUGAUCUACACGUAUGCAACAGUGCUGCCGGCAACAUGCAACUCGGUCAUAAACCCAAUCAUAUACGCUUACAGAAAUCCGGACAUCCAGAAAUCCCUGUGGCUAGCCUGCUGUGGAUGCGUGCCGUCCAACUUUUCCUUGCGGCCAAGGACAUCGAGCGAUGUAUAGGUCUCACAUAAUUAGUUUGUACUGUGUCAGUGUCAAUGAUAUGAUGUACUUCCUUGAUGGGAUCCCAGUCAAACAUUGCUGGUUGUGCAGUAGGUGUUGCGAUCCAAGAUGACAACCUGCAAUAUAUAAUUAGACGUAUUUAAUGCAUAGCAAACCUCCAUGCACAAAUUUUCAAGUUGUAUCAGACAUAAGACAGUUCAAACUGAACAUGACCUGAAUAAUCCUGAUAUUCUGAGAUGUGUAGUACAGACCCAGUGACACAAAUCGAUAUAUUAUAUGUGA